AUGGCCACCAAAGAUGAGCAAGGACACCUCAAAGAGCUGCUAAGCGACAAGGGAAGAAAUAGCUUCGCCACAGGACCUGAACACCAAGGUCCGCUGAAGCCGCCUUCACCAGCUCGUAUUAUCAACAUGAUCAUCGGUGGCGGCGAUGAUGCCUCUAUCAAUGGCGUGAGAUUCACUACCACUCACAAGCUCAAGCGAUCUAUCACCCGCGAACGGUACAACAAACUCGAAGAAAGUAUCAUUUUUGAUGAAUUAGAUGCUGAUAGUUUGACUUUCCCUCGUAACAAUGCCUUUGACAUUACUUUACGCAUUUUAGAUACUGAUGUCAAACAUAUCAUGGUGGAUGAUGACAGUAGAGCGUACAUUAUCCAUCCCCGAGUCCUCACCCAAAUGAGGCUCGAGGACAAGAUAGUGCCACGAUGCAUCACGCUAACCAGUUUUAAUAAUGCAGUUGAGAGGAACUCAGAGGAAAUUACACUCCCCGUCUUAGCCAGCGGCGUGAAUCUGGAGACAACAUUCCACAUCAUGGACCAGGACAUCAUAUACAAUGCCAUAGUGGGACGACCAUGGCUAUAUCCCAUGAGAACCAUCCUCUCCAGCGUAUACCAAGUAAUUAAAUUAUCAAAAUCAUGGGGAAUAUUCAGCAUACAUAGAGAACAACAUAUGUCUCGGAAGUGCUACUGCAUUGCCUUAGACAGCACAAUAACCCAACAGAAAAAAGACAAGGGAAAAGAAAUAUAG
Messenger RNA from Nicotiana tabacum (common tobacco), 741 nucleotides. NCBI's taxonomy places the organism in Eukaryota, Viridiplantae, Streptophyta, Magnoliopsida, Solanales, Solanaceae. The record is from RefSeq and is a predicted model, not a curated record.